UACGCAUGCGCGUGGGUACGUUGCGCCGCUUCUGGGCUGAUCAAGACCGGAAGCGGAAACGGGCUCUCUUUCUCUCUCUGGCUCGCGGGCGAUCACCAUGGUCUACAAGCGAUACGUACAGAUCGGCCGCGUGGUCUACAUCGCCUUCGGGCCGCACGCCGGCAAGCUGGUGGCCAUCGUCGAUGUCAUCGACCAGAACCGGGCAUUAGUGGAUGGUCCAUGCACUGGUGUAAGGAGACAGGCUAUGCCAUUUAAAUGCAUGCAGCUCACCGACUUCAAGAUUCAAAUACCACAUAGUGUCCGCAACAAAUUUGUGAAGGCUGCUUGGGAAAAAGAGAAGGUCAAUGAGAAAUGGGAAGCAUCUCGCUGGGCAAAAAAAAUUGACGCACGUGCAAAGAGAGCCAAAAUGUCUGACUUUGACCGCCACAAGGUCAUGAAGGCCAAGAAAAUGAGAAACAGAAUCAUCAAGCUAGAAUUGUCCAAACUGAAGAAAGCUGCCGGCAAAAAGGCAUAAAUGUCUACACUUUGAACGUAAGAAUAAAGAACUUGUGUUUAAA
Amblyraja radiata (thorny skate) is the source of this 557-nucleotide messenger RNA. It is a transcript of the gene rpl14, whose product is annotated as ribosomal protein L14. The transcript has 6 exons. NCBI's taxonomy places the organism in Eukaryota, Metazoa, Chordata, Chondrichthyes, Rajiformes, Rajidae. Gene Ontology annotation, cellular component: ribosome; cytosolic large ribosomal subunit. The record is from RefSeq and is a predicted model, not a curated record. Gene Ontology annotation, molecular function: structural constituent of ribosome; RNA binding. Gene Ontology annotation, biological process: translation; ribosomal large subunit biogenesis. Bases 98 to 514 code for a protein of 138 amino acids.